Molecule: messenger RNA, 372 nt
Organism: Mesorhabditis belari
Lineage: Eukaryota; Metazoa; Nematoda; Chromadorea; Rhabditida; Rhabditidae
Source: the annotation of a GenBank genome assembly
AUGAGAACUUGGUGUACCCUAUUGGCCCUUUUCGCCGUCCUCAUUUCAGUGAUCGAAUGCGGAAAAAAUCGAGGAGUCGCUCUCGGUUUUGGCAAACGCUCUGACGAGGAGGGUCUCUCCUUUGGGCCACAAUGGAAAAGAGCGCCAAACAAAUUCAACCUCGGCUUCGGGAAACGCUCAGGAGGAAAGCCGAAAUUCGCGUUGGGUUUCGGAAAACGGAGUGAAAUGUACGAGGAUUUGGAUGAUGAACCCGAGCCAAAUGACGAAUACUUUGAUCUUUCCUCUGACGAGGCUCUCAGCUUCGAGAAGCGUUCUCCGAGCUCUCAUCCCUCAAUGAAAGGGCUUCAGAAAUUCAACUUAGGACUCGGAAAA